Trypanosoma rangeli is the source of this 570-nucleotide messenger RNA. RefSeq lists its product as uncharacterized. The coding region runs from base 1 to 570 and encodes 189 amino acids. The transcript has a single exon. Lineage: Eukaryota; Euglenozoa; Kinetoplastea; Trypanosomatida; Trypanosomatidae. The record is from RefSeq and is a predicted model, not a curated record.
AUGGACUUUUUGGAAGAUUCCCUGCCACAGCCGAAGCAGGAUGUCAAUUCAGUCUUUGGGGACGUUGAUGCACCAACACAGACGACAGCAACGGAAGGAGCGGCAGCAGCGUGGCCUGCCCAUGUGCCGCCCGAGGUUCUCCAGGGUAGUAACACCGACGAUUUUUUGUCCGGUGACAGGGCAUCGCUUGCGUCACCUAUUGAAACAGAAACUAAUGGUUAUGGUGUGACCGAAGCCGUUCAAAAGGAAAUCGAGAAGCGGACACAAGAUAUAGAUGCGGAAUCUAAGAAAAAGGCAGAUCUCCAGACAGCUGCUGCAGAAUCAUACAUGAGGCAAGUCAAGGUCCAACAUGAGACGAUGCUCAAGGAGAGGAAGUCAGAAAACAUGCAACAACAAAAAUCAAAUGAAGCGAUGCGAAAUGAGUUUAAGAAAAAUGGUGCAGUUUGGAACAGCGUGGGGUUGAUGACUGACCUCAACAAGGCAAAUAAGUAUUCUAAGAGUACAGAGCGCAUGAGGACUAUUUUGAAGAAACUAAAUGAUACAAACCAGAGUGAAACAUCACAGCCUUAG